This is a messenger RNA of Desarmillaria tabescens, 1659 nucleotides long. Its product is annotated as thiamine biosynthetic bifunctional enzyme Thi4. The record is from RefSeq and is a predicted model, not a curated record. The coding region runs from base 1 to 1566 and encodes 521 amino acids. Lineage: Eukaryota; Fungi; Basidiomycota; Agaricomycetes; Agaricales; Physalacriaceae. Gene Ontology annotation, biological process: thiamine biosynthetic process. The transcript is spliced from 10 exons. Gene Ontology annotation, molecular function: magnesium ion binding; thiamine-phosphate diphosphorylase activity; hydroxyethylthiazole kinase activity. Gene Ontology annotation, cellular component: cytoplasm.
AUGACCAGAAAUGGGGAUGAUAUUGACUACUCUCUGUAUCUCGUAACAGGACGAGAUUUACUUCCGCAUGGCAUGGACUACCUCCGUUCAUUGGAAGAGUCCUUAAUCGGUGGUGUAACGGUCGUUCAAAUAAGAGAAAAGACCGCUGAUACGGCAGAGUUCCUCUCCGUUGCUACAGCUUCGAAGACACUCUGUGACAAAUAUAAUGUGCCCUUGUUUAUCAACGACCGUAUUGAUAUUGCACUAGCUGUCGGAGCACGAGGUGUUCACCUAGGCCAGACGGACAUGCCGAUAGACAUCGCUCGCAAGCUCUUACCUCCAGAGACUGUAAUCGGGGUAUCGUGCAACACCCUCGAACACGUCAAACAGGCUGUUCAAAGUGGCGCAGACUAUGUCGGUAUUGGGGCCGUGUAUGGGACACAGACGAAGAAGUUGACUAAUCCAGAAGUCGGUGUUAGAGGUGUUGGAUCAUUGCUAGAAGCAUUGGAUGGGACAGGAGUGAAAGCUGUUGCAAUUGGGGGGAUCAAACAGUCCAACCUAAUGCGAGUUCUUCAUGGAUCGGUCUCAUCCACAGGACAUUCUUUGGAUGGUGUCGCUGUUGUUUCUGAAAUCGUGGCCUCCAUGGAUCCCAGAACUGUCUCUGAAGAAUUGGGUAAUGUUAUUAACACGUUCAAGGAUAAUACUACCUCCUUCAAGUGCAUGUCUAUUUUAAACCCGGACUUCAUCGUCGAAGAGGUCAUCAGACUUAUGAGCAGUGCGAAGGAAUCGAAUCCUUUGAUACAUCAGAUCACCAACACUGUAGUGUCAACACAAUCUGCUAACAUUACUCUUGCGCUCGGAGCCAGUCCCAUCAUGGCUUUUGACGCCCAAGAAAUGGAAGAUAUUACGAAAGUGUGCGGUGCAAGCUUGAUUAACAUCGGCACACUUACGAACGCAACACGAGAUGGGAUGCUCAAAGCCGGCUACUAUGCCAAUAGAAACCACAAACCAGUUGUUCUUGAUCCGGUAGGAGUCGGUGCGUCGGGUUUCAGGAAAGAAUCUGUUCAAGCACUUUUAAAUGCAUGGCAGCCUAGUGUUAUCAAGGGAAAUGCUGGAGAGUUAGCCACCCUUGCCGGGUCAACCGAAGUCCUAUCAAAAGGUGUAGACAGUGUUGGCCCCGGAUUUCGGGAUCCAAUAUCCUUCGUGCGAAAUUUGGCACGGAAAGAGCGAUGUGUCGUUGUCCUCACGGGGACCAUCGAUUAUGUCUCUGACGGGUUCUACGUUAUUGUUUUAUCGAACGGUGAUGAAAUGCUGGGAAAGAUAACAGGAUCAGGCUGUAUCGUUGGUUCAUGCGUGGCUACAUACUGCUCUGUCACUAGUCCUAGUCCAAGAAGUCUGGUACGCCCAGAAACGUUAUUAGGGGCAGUAGGAGGGGUCCUGGUUUUGACUAUCGCAGCGGAAGUGGCAGCAAAGAGAAAGGAUAUUCAAGGGAGAGGGUCGUUUCUGCCAGCGCUAAUAGAUGAGCUUGGAGCGCUGACGCCCGAUAAAAUACGGAAGAUGGCGAAGAUCCAAGUGUAUUCUGCAUAGAUGAUAUGUACAAUUUUUAGAAAUUCCUGCUACUUUAGUAGUUGAACGCUUUUGCCGGCCUUUCGGUCCGAGUUACCGACUCGCGCUGCGUGG